AAAAGAAGAACUGCAAAUAGGCAAUUUGUUUAAUGCUGCAUGCUUUCUACGCGCAAACUGCAACUGCUGCGUGUGUUAUUCGCGCCGCGGCAGAUUGUCCAGUAAUUGCGGGGCAAACGCUUGUGUAGCUACCUUAAAGGGAGAGAGAGGAAAAAAAGAAUUCGUCAGUUUACACACGGGAGCGUUUCGCGGUUCUUCUGCCCACUCUUGGCCGCGAGUAAAUUCUUCGCUUUUUUAACCACACCUGUCAUCAAUUACAUAAAUAUAGCGUCGAAGCAUGUCUUAAAAAAGAGUCGGUCACACACUUUUUUUUUUGCUAUCGAACGACGACUGAUACAUCGUAGAAAACCAGAAUUACACACGUAGGCAUGUUAAACAUGUUUUCUUGUUCAGUGGUAGCCCUAAUCAAGUGUGAUAUUGAAUUAUCUUCUCUCGACGUUAUAAAGUUAAUAUAGCAACGUACGCGGCAAUGGCGAGCCGCUAAUUUAAUAUAACAGUAACAUAUAUUAUCUGGAAAGCAGCUGCAGAACGCAGUUGUAUAGAUGCACUUUUUUCACAAGAGAAGUUCAAGAUAAUAAUUAAGCAUCAUGUCUACACCGGAGCAAUUGGCCAUUGUCCAAUCCAAAUUUACCACUGGUGAAACAGUUGUCAUUGCAAUGGAGGCAAAGUUAUGUCAAGGUUGGCUGAAGAGCACCCGUUUGAUUGCUGUGGUCAAUAAAGGUUCAACAAGUGCUUUAGUUGUUUUAAUAACAUCAAGAAAUCCUCCUCAAGUUUAUAGUGAUCUUACUAUAGAGAAAAUUCUACCAAUUGACCAAGAUUUUCAGUGUAAUAUAGGAACUGAUGAAGAACAACAAGAUGUGACCGAUGUGUUUUUGAAUGUCACAUGUCGCAAAACAAGGACAAUUUUUGAAAUGAGGCCUGGUAUAGCAGCCACAAACCUCGUUUCAGCAAUUUUCCAAGCAAUUGAUGUCUAUCAAAAAAACAAAAAUCCAACGACAGAUUUUUUGUGGAUUCAAAAGUUGACUGGAAGUGUGAGAAGUUUAGAUAUAAGUGGGGAUCAGGAGGAAACAAUCUCAGAUCCAAUUGUUGAUCUUGAGAGUCAAGAUAUCAAUAUAUCUAGGCGUAAUAUUGCUACAGGAAAAACUCCAAUUGCUCCAAGAGAAUCAGUGGUUCGUUAUCAAAUGGCAUGCAAAGAAGAUGAUUACACAUAUACUAAAACUUUCAGAUUGUUUAUUGGAACUUGGAAUGUAAAUGGACAACCACCAAUUGGAAUAACAUUACAAAAAUGGUUAAGCUGUGACGAAGAACCCCCAGAUAUAUAUGCUAUUGGUUUUCAAGAGUUGGAUUUGAGUAAAGAAGCAUUUUUAUUCAAUGACACCCCUAGAGAAGAAGAAUGGAGGCACAUAGUAUCAAGAAGUCUUCAUCCAGAUGCUAAUUAUGAGCAAAUUGCUCUUGUCAGAUUAGUUGGAAUGAUGUUAAUAGUAUUUACUCAAACUGCGCACUUGCCACAUAUAAAAAAUGUUUGUGUAGAUACUGUAGGAACCGGUAUAAUGGGAAAAAUGGGUAACAAAGGUGGAGUUGCAGUGAGUUGCACAAUUCAUAAUACAUCAGUUUGUUUCAUAAAUGCACACUUGGCUGCACAUAGUGAAGAAUAUGAAAGGAGAAAUCAAGAUUUUGCUGAUAUCUGUGCUAGACUUCAUUUUAGUACAUAUGCUCCUUCUAAAGGAUUCAAGGAUCACGAUCAAAUAUAUUGGCUAGGUGACUUGAAUUAUAGAAUAACAGAAAUGGAUGCAUUCCGUGCAAAACAAUUUCUGGCUGGAGGAAAUUUACUUCCAGUAUUAAAACUUGACCAAUUAGAGCAACAACGAAAGCUUGGAAAAGUUUUCCAAGGUUUUCAUGAAGCAGAUAUAACAUUUAAGCCAACAUAUAAAUAUGAUCCUGGUACUGAUAAUUGGGAUUCAAGUGAAAAGGGAAGAGCCCCAGCAUGGUGUGACAGAGUAUUAUGGAAAGGAGAGGCUAUAAAUUCAAUUGCUUAUAGAAGUCAUCCGGAACUCAAAAUUUCGGAUCACAAACCCGUUAGCUCGAUUUUUGAUUCACAGGUCAGAGUAAUUGACGUAGCGAAGUAUCGUAAGAUUCACGAAGACUUGAUGAAAAAAUUAGACAAAUUAGAAAAUGAAUUUUUGCCCCAAGUGACGGUAGACACAACGGAAGUAAUAUUUGAAACUUUGAGGUUCGAUGAACCGUGCUCAAAAGAGCUCAUUGUUGCAAAUACUGGUCAGGUGCCAGUGGAGUUUGAAUUUAUAAAAAAGUUAGAUGACGCGUCUUAUUGCAAAGACUGGCUCAGCAUUACUCCUUACACGGAUUUCAUUGAACCGGGCCAAAAAUGUGAUAUUAAACUCGAAGUUCGCGUUGACAAGCGAUCCGCUUGGAAACUCAAUUCCGGAGCAGAUCAACUGUACGACAUUUUAGUAUUGCACUUGGUCAAUGGAAAGGAUAUAUUCAUCACAGUAACAGGUACUUACGAACGUAGCUGCUUCGGUUGUUCAAUGGAAGCUCUGAUACACAUACCUGUUCCGAUAAGAGAGGUACCGGCUGGCCGAAUAACGGAAUUGGAGAACAGUAAAAACCUCUCGCAAGAUCCAUACUCCGUUCCUAAAGAAAUAUGGCUAUUAGUGGAUCGAUUGUACAGGCAUGGAAUCAAGACUCCUGGACUUUUCGAAACACAAGGUUUACACAGCGAAGUACUGGCUAUCAGGGAUUGGCUCGACGUAGGGAGUCAAGACGCAAUGCCUGGCAGUGUGCACUCGGUCGCCGAAGCUUUGCUUUUGCUUCUUGAUUCAACGCCGGAACCUUUAAUUCCAUAUAACUUACAUAGUCAAUGCCUGUCAGCUACGGCGAGCUAUUUGCAAUGCAAACAAAUCGUCAUGCAGCUGCCGGAGAUUCGAAGAACAGUAUUUUUGUACAUAUGCGCUUUCCUUCAAGAGCUGUUGAAUCAUACUCAGGAUAAUGGUUUGGACGCCAAAACACUCGCUUCUCUAUUUGGAUCGUUUUUCCUGCGUGAUUUACCAAGAGCUCGAGAUGACCGAAUCCAUCGAAGUAGAACUAUUCAACCUACAUUCGAUAGAAAGAAGGCAGCUUUUGUUUAUCACUUUUUGAUAAACGAUCAAAGCGAUUUUAUUGGACGAUAAAAAAAAUAAAUACAAAAAAGACAUAGAAAGAAAGUAAUGACAUAUUCCACGAAAAAAUUCACAUUGUUUUUGUGAUUAUUCAAGCACUGAAUCUCACAAACCAUGUUGAAGAUCUCACUAGCCUAAAUGCAUCUAUGGUACCGCCCGUAUACAAUUGCUUUUGCAUAUAGUCACUUUAAAUAGAUUUAACCGUCUUACUUUUUUUCUUCACAUGUACAUGCCAUUAUAGACUUGGAAGAUAAUUUUAAUAACUGAUAAAUUAAUUUUGUUCUGAAUAAACUCGCGAAUGCUUGGAGAUUUUAUUUUUAUUAGCAUCCACGAGACAAGUAUUUUUAUAGUUUUUAUAUAUAUUUGACAAAAGAUGGAUAUAUAAUGCUGUCACGUGUGUAUUUUGGUAGUCAAAAGAACAUAUUAGAGAUUUAUUGCGCCACUAAUUCUAAGAAAUUAUUUUAUAAAGCAUGUAUGGAUUAUGAAGUCACUGGUAAUUCUUUGAAUGAGAUUCUAAGCUAGUUUAAACAAUUCAGAUGAUAGUCUACGUCUGAUGUGUUAAAUGAAUUAGUUAUGAAAUUGUCAUCUUUCCCGUUAAUAUGUAAUUGCAAAUAUCAGAAAUUUUUUAAGUAGCCUAAAUUCAUCAUGGUAUAAAAUUUGUUAAUGAAUUAUAAUAAAAUUAAUUUUAUAAAUUCAGUUUGUAUUUUAUUUUAUUGUGUAAAAAUAGACGAACAUUAUUCAAAUAGUUACACUGUUUAUUGUUAUAAUAAUGUUUGUGAUAAUAACAAUAUUCAAUAAAGAAUUUGGCACGGGUAUUCCGUUUGUUAUACAGAGUAUACUGACCAAAAGAUAUAAAUAAAAAAUUUAGUAGGCUUGCAAAAAAAAACUGAUAGAUGGAUAAUCUAUGCAACCACUAACUAUAAAAAUA
Trichogramma pretiosum is the source of this 4104-nucleotide messenger RNA. It is a transcript of the gene Ocrl, whose product is annotated as inositol polyphosphate 5-phosphatase OCRL-1. The transcript has 18 exons. The coding region runs from base 588 to 3188 and encodes 866 amino acids. Lineage: Eukaryota; Metazoa; Arthropoda; Insecta; Hymenoptera; Trichogrammatidae. Gene Ontology annotation, molecular function: inositol phosphate phosphatase activity; phosphatidylinositol-4,5-bisphosphate 5-phosphatase activity. Gene Ontology annotation, cellular component: membrane. The record is from RefSeq and is a predicted model, not a curated record. Gene Ontology annotation, biological process: phosphatidylinositol dephosphorylation; signal transduction.